AGCCGCAGCGCGGCGGGCGCCGAGCCGAGCCGAGCCGAGCCGAGCCGCAGCAGCAGCAGCAGCAGCAGCAGCAGCAGCAGCGCGCCCGCGGCGCCGGAUCCCCCGUGGCGGCAAAAACCAGUUCUUCAGUAUCUGAGGAUGGAUAAAGACUUCCGCUACUACUUCCAGCACCCAUGGUCUCGCUUAGUUGUGGCUUACUUAGUGAUCUUCUUUAACUUCUUAAUAUUUGCUGAGGACCCAGUAUCUCACAGCCAGACAGAAGCCAAUGUUAUUGUUGUUGGUAAUUGUUUCUCGUUUGUAACAAAUAAAUACCCUGAAGGAGGAGGCUGGAGAUUUUUGAAGGUGUUUCUGUGGCUCCUUGCCAUUCUCACAGGACUGAUAGCUGGGAAAUUUCUCUUCCAUCAGCGCUUGUUUGGUCAGUUGCUCCGUCUGAAAAUGUUUCGAGAGGACCAUGGGUCUUGGAUGACAAUGUUCUUCAGUACCAUCCUCUUCCUCUUCAUAUUUUCUCACAUUUAUAACUUGUUCCUCAUUAUGGCAGGGAAUAUGAGUGCAUACAUUAUAACAGACUUCAUGGGCAUCAGGAAUGAAAAUUUUAUGAAGGUAGCUGCAGUUGGGACUUGGAUGGGAGAUUUUGUCACAGCAUGGAUGGUCACAGAUAUGAUGCUUCAGGACAAACCCUACCCAGACUGGGGAAAGUCUGCCAGAGCUUUCUGGAAGAAAGGAAACAUUAGGAUCAUUUUAUUCUGGACGGUUCUGUUUACUCUGACCUCUGUAGUUGUGCUUGUCAUCACUACUGACUGGAUCAGCUGGGACAAGCUGAAUCGUGGAUUUCUGCCAAGUGAUGAGGUCUCAAGAGCCUUCUUGGCUUCUUUCAUCUUGGUGUUUGACCUUCUUAUUGUCAUGCAGGACUGGGAGUUUCCGCAUUUUAUGGGUGAUGUUGAAGUGAAUCUUCCAGGCUUGCCCUCAGCACACAUGCAAUUUAAAGUACCUUAUUUCCAAAAGAUACUGAAAGAGGAAUAUCACAUACAUAUAACAGGCAAAUGGUUUAACUAUGGAAUUAUCUUCCUUGUUUUAAUCUUGGAUCUGAAUAUGUGGAAGAACCAAAUAUUUUACAAACCUCAUGAAUAUGGUCAGUAUAUCGGCCCUGGACAGAAGAUCUACACAGUGAAGGACUCAGAGAGCUUGAAAGACCUUAAUAGAACUAAGUUAUCUUGGGAGUGGAGAUCCAAUAACACUAACCCAUUGACGAACCGGACCUAUGCGGAAGGGGACAUGUUCCUGCACAGCAGAUUCACAGGCUCUAGCCUUGAUGUCAAAUGCCUGGCUUUUAUUCCAAGUUUGCUGGCUUUUGCUUUGUUUGGUUUUUUCAUCUGGUUCUUUGGACGAUUUCAGAAAACUGACCAAGGCAUGGAGAAUUUAGACAAAUCAUACACAAGAAUGAAACGAAAGUCACCAUCAGAUAUGGGAAUGACACGAGAAAAUACACAGGUGUUAGAAGAACCAUUGAAUUUUCAAGAACCCCAUCUGGUAUCCAUAAAAUCAGACUUAAGUGAAAUAGUUUUUAAUUCUUCUCUCCUAACUUCUGAAAACUUGAAUGCACAACUGAAUGAACAAGACAGUCCUUUACAGCCAGUACCAGAGCCCUCUGUCCCUAAGAGUAAUCCUGUGACAUAGAGGCACAGGAAAAUCAGUUUAAAUAAGCAGUUACUCUAAGAUUUCAGUUUUACCUUUUGUAAGUUAAGAUUUACAUAGUGUUUAGAAUAAGAAACUCAACCUAUACCAAGAGGUGCUCAGCAUGCUUUUUCUAGGAAUUUUGUUUUUUAUUUGUAUUAUAGUACGUGCCUAUUGUAUAUCUAACAUUCCUUUAUAGAUUGCUUCCCAAAAAUUGCACAAGCUAUUUAUUAAUACAUUACCUUAACUGUAUAAUAGUGUAUUAGAUGAUUACUUGCAGGUAUAAAAUUCUACCGUGGUGGUGCCUUGAGACAUUAAACUGUUUUUUAACUCAA
Corvus hawaiiensis (hawaiian crow) is the source of this 2006-nucleotide messenger RNA. It is a transcript of the gene TMEM117, whose product is annotated as transmembrane protein 117. Gene Ontology annotation, biological process: intrinsic apoptotic signaling pathway in response to endoplasmic reticulum stress. The record is from RefSeq and is a predicted model, not a curated record. The transcript is spliced from 8 exons. Lineage: Eukaryota; Metazoa; Chordata; Aves; Passeriformes; Corvidae. Bases 139 to 1674 code for a protein of 511 amino acids.